AUGCCGAAUCUCACUGCGCCCAGCUUGACUGCCACCAUCUGCACCCUUGAGCAUCGCGCCUGGGCCGCUCUCUGCGACUCUGGCAACGCCCUUCUUCCACUCCUCUCCGCAAGCCCAGUUUUCAUCUUCCCAGGCGAUCGAAUCCUUACAGCGACGUCCUCGCCAUCGCUCCAUGAGAUACUGCAGGACCCAGGGUUUCAACCGUGGACAAAGUACACGCUGAGCCAUGAUGAGGUCAUGCCCCUAGGGGAGAGCGGCGCACUGGUCUACUACCGUGUAGAAGCCAUCAGGGAAGAGUUGCCGUUCAGAGCCAUCUGCUCCAGCGCGUGGGUGCUUGAGGACGGACAGUGGAAGAUGGCGAGCCAUCAGCAGACGUUGAUUUAG
This is a messenger RNA of Paraphaeosphaeria sporulosa, 384 nucleotides long. RefSeq lists its product as uncharacterized. Bases 1 to 384 code for a protein of 127 amino acids. The record is from RefSeq and is a predicted model, not a curated record. NCBI's taxonomy places the organism in Eukaryota, Fungi, Ascomycota, Dothideomycetes, Pleosporales, Didymosphaeriaceae. The transcript has a single exon.